Molecule: messenger RNA, 1943 nt
Organism: Bombina bombina (fire-bellied toad)
Lineage: Eukaryota; Metazoa; Chordata; Amphibia; Anura; Bombinatoridae
Product: organic solute transporter subunit alpha-like
Exons: 8
Coding region: 367-1377 (336 amino acids)
Biological process (GO): bile acid and bile salt transport
Cellular component (GO): plasma membrane; endoplasmic reticulum membrane
Molecular function (GO): transporter activity
Source: RefSeq, a predicted model, not a curated record
CUUCUCUUAAGAUGAAGUGAACAAACUUCACAUUGACUUGAAAAUGCAGAUGACUAAUUUAUAGCAAUGUUUUUAUAUCCUUGAGUUAAUGUUUACCUGGAGGUGCCUGUGCUUUAAGUCUCCUACAGAAGGAUAUAAGUAUAGAACUGUGGGAACAGGAGUCCAGAGCACAGUAUUGCAGAGCCUUUCACAUAUGUAACACCAAAAGUUUUUUUUUAUUGUUUGAUCUCACAGAGCUUCACUGGGAAGUACAAGGUAACGCUGAUCUGUAUUGUUCAGUAGCAAAUCACACAAGAAUUCUGGACUGCAAGACAAGAGCAACUAAAAGCAAUCAGUGAAUGAAAGGAAGAUUUGAAGAAAAGAAAAAUGAAUAAGACAAAUGUUACAAUCAACCCAAUAUGUAGAACCAGAGAAGCUCCCUACUCAUAUCAAAUCAUACAAAAUCUGGACAUCACUGGAAUACUGCUGUUUGCUAUUUUAACACUAAUGACAGUAAUUUCAGUUCUAGUGUUUAUAGAAGAAACUUGUUAUAUGUACAAAAAAAUACCCGCUUCUAAAAAGACUAUUAUUAUUUGGAUAAAUUCAUGUGCUCCGAUAAUUGCAACAUCAUCAUGCUUUGGAAUGUGGAUUCCUCGCGCUACAAUGUUUACAGACUUAACUAGUGUAGUGUGUCUUGCAGUUGUUAUGCACAAGUUCCAACUGAUGCUGGUUAAUGAAUGUGGGGGGAGCCAAGCCUUCCUUGAAAAAUUUAAAGAUACUAAGCUAAAGAUCAGCACAGGACCUUUCUGCUGCUGUUGCCUGUGUUUACCAUAUAAAGAUAUCAAUAGGCAAACUUUAUUUGUAUUGAAGUUGGGGACCUUUCAAUUAGCUUUCCUUAGACCGCUAUCUAUGUUUCUGGCUAUUGUGCUGUGGGCAAAUGGAACCUUUGUCAUAGGCAAUUCAUCACCAAGUAAAGCAACAAUCUGGAUUAGUGUAUCAGUGGGAGUCAUCACAAUAACUGCUCUUUGGGCACUUGGAAUUAUGUUCAAUCUUGUUAGACCUCACCUGACUUUCACAAACAUUAUUCCAAAAUAUGCAGCUUUUGAGUUUAUUGUUAUUCUGAGCCAACUGCAAACAUCUAUCAUCACUAUUCUUGGUACUACUGGUGUCAUUUCAUGUGUUCCACCUCUGCCUGGUCCAUCUCGAGCUUCAUACAUGAACCAGCAGCUCCUCAUAAUGGAAAUGUUCCUCAUAACAGUUAUCUGCAGAACAUUAUACCGGAGAAAGUAUGAUGAAGUGGAUCUUGAAAUGACUGACCAGGAAACUAAGGACAAUAUGCAAAACAGUACCCUGCAUCUCAACGGCAAAGCUAUGGAAGAUGGACCUAAUAAUGUGUAGAAACUGACUGGAAUCUCCACAUUUUCUGUGGAAGUUCAAUAUGAACAUUUGUGAAUAUAAAUAUGUUCAUCUGAUCCUUUUUUUAAACUUUUAUUGCUCUAAUGAUAUAUACAUAUACUUUUAAAUUAUGUCUCAUUGCUCAAGCAAUAUGUUCUUUUUAUGAGAAUAUAGGCAGUCCUUGAAAUAUCAUCUUUACUAUAUAUUUAUAUUCAUGGUAUUGGCAUUAUGACCAGGAAUUAACAAUGCUAUGUGUUAUAUAGGAAUCUAAAGUUUAGUAUCUGUUUGCCUUAGAAUCCCAGAAUGUGUAGCCUAUUCGUUCAAAAAAUGAUGUAAUUUCUAAAAGAGAAUAGAUCUAUACAACUAACACCCCCUUAUACUAUCACGGGGCAUUUAAGAUAUUUUGAUAUAACAUACAGUAUAUCAGCAAUUAAGCACUGCAUUGAAAAAUAUCUGCAUACAAAAGAAAUGCUUUGAAAGCAUUUAAUGGAACGUUACAUUUAUUUUAUAUAACCAUCAGAAAUGAAUAACUGUAUACAUAAUAAAGGUUUUACCAGCAUUUAAAACUA